Messenger RNA from Trichomonas vaginalis G3, 2154 nucleotides. Its product is annotated as microtubule binding CLASP family. The coding region runs from base 1 to 2154 and encodes 717 amino acids. The record is from RefSeq and is a predicted model, not a curated record. NCBI's taxonomy places the organism in Eukaryota, Parabasalia, Trichomonadida, Trichomonadidae. Gene Ontology annotation, biological process: microtubule cytoskeleton organization. Gene Ontology annotation, cellular component: cytoplasmic microtubule. The transcript has a single exon. Gene Ontology annotation, molecular function: microtubule binding.
AUGGAUUCACAUCAUAAGAGUGGCUUUCCAUCAAAAGAAGAUCUUAUGAGCAGUAACAAAAUUAGCUUCAUAGAUGCUGGAAAAGAUUAUCCUUCCAUCGCUGUUGAUUCCGAAAGAAAUGCAAAAAAAGAAAUGCACUAUUUAGCAGAUAAUAUUGUCGAAAUUUUUGAAUGGUUUGAAUAUGUCAAAGCAGUUAAAAGGGCAAUUUCUCUGAUAAAUGGAGGAUUGCUAAAUUUCGAAAGUUGUACAUCAGAUGUUAACACUUUGAUUCCAGGUUUAAUUGCAGGAAUUCUCAGCUCAAGGAGCGCAGUUGUAAAAUCAACAUGUCUAUUUAUAUCAUUACUUGCUCAAAAGCUAAAAUCGAAAAUAACGAUUAUCGCUAACAUCAUAGAUUACCUUUCCAAGCAAACAUCCAAUGGAACAAUGAUUAUUGCUCAUUCUUGUCAGCUUACUAUACUUGAAAUUGUCAAAAAUUGUCCAAAAUCUCAAAUCCUCAAAAAUGUUUUCGACCUUUUAAGGUCUAAAGCAACUAUAAAUCGAAAAAUUGUAUCUGAUGCAAUUUUGUUUAUAUUAGAUAACUGGCCGGAGUCCAUUAUUGAAAAUAAUUCUGAAAAAAUUAAGAAAGCACUUCUUAAGUUACUAAAUGAUUCCAAUGCAGAAACUCGACUCAAUGCUAAAUCAGCUUCCAAACUGUUAAUUGAAAAAUACCCAAAUUACAAACAAGAAUUACUCGAAAAUUUGAAUUCGAAGCAAAGGGAAGCAAUUUUAAAUGCCCAAAUUCCAAAAAUGCCACAAGAUAAUGAAAUUUCUGAAGAAAAUGAUCAAGAUUUUCAAGAAAUUGUUUUCAAAAAUCCAAGAUUCAGCGACACCAUCAAUGAAUCAGCAUCAAAUAAUUCCCACUCAAAAAAGAAAUCAAAAUUGCCACAAAGGAGAAGUAAAUCAAUGAAAUUCAAGCUUGAUAACGGAAAAGAAAAUGAAUUUCUUCAAAAGAUCGAAGAAUCACGCUCCAAUCAAGACAACAAUUUCAUCCGAUCAAAUAUCAUAUCAAUAGUUCACGGACUGAUGAAUACCAUAACAAUUAAUGAAGGAGAAUUCACAGAUAGGACAUUAAUGUUAAUUUAUUAUCUUAUUCAAGAGUACCCAAAGGAUUUCGAAAACUCAUUAGGAAAAUUAUUCCAAGUAUUCUUUGGUAUUACUGGAGAUAAUGAAUUAGUUAGAAGUAUCUUAACAAUUAUCACAGAUUCGUAUGAUCCGAACUUGCUUAUAGAUUACUGCGCUGCACAACUCCCAUCAGUAUUUCUAUUGUCUUACAUAGCAGAAAUUGUUGGUUUACAGGGCGACAAAUUCUCAAAUAGAGAAUCUGAUUUGAAAUUACUGAAAAUUGCAGAACGACAAUAUAAGAAUCAUGAAGCAGAAGCAAAGAAGAUUACAUUAUUUAUUGCAGAAAAUAAUAAAUUGCUUCUCAAAGAAUUUCGAAAUUCUUGCAGCGAAGAUUUUCUAUUUAUUAUUGAUGAGAUUUUAUGCAAUGAUGAAGAAGAUGUUUCAAUACCAGAUUAUAAUCCCGAAGAAGAUUUUGAAGAGUGGGGAGAAAACUUAUUCAAUCUAAUCAAGUCUUUAACCGAUGAUGAAUGGCAGGCAAAUAGAAGGCAAAUUUACGAAAAGAUUGUAGCUGCAAUCGAACCUGUUGAAAUCAAAGAAACAGUUUUUGAUUUACUAUUUAAUAUUAUUGAUAUGAAAGGCAUUGAAGAAUAUGAUGUUUUCUUGUGUGGGCUAUUUACCGCUCCUGGAUUUAAGCGAUCUGUAAGCUCUAGAAAGAUCCUCCUGACAAUAGAAGACACAAUGACUCCAGAAGAGAUAAUAAAUAUGUUAUAUGAGCCUUUGGAUGGUGAAAACAAGCAAUUUGCAGCGGCGUGCAUAAAUGAAAUAUCAUUCCUUGCUGUUAAUUAUAGAGAUAUUAUUGAAGAUCAAUCAGAAUCAAUUACUAAUAAACUAAUCGACUAUUUGAGCAACAACAGUAUUGUAAUCAGAAAAGCAGCAGUUUUAUGCAUUGCAACUCUUGCAAAUGAGUUUGGUUCUAACAUAAUGAAGAUUAUAAGGACUUUGCCAACUCCAAAGCAAAAACUUAUUGAUUCUUAUAUUGAAAAUAAGAAAUAA